UGAUUUUAUGACUCACUUCAUUUUCUCUCUCCUGCUUCCCUAUUGACAACUGCAUAUUGAUUUUGUUUCAAUUGGUUUUGUGGAUGAAACAGUUCAUGUGAUUAUUAAGUUCGAUAUUUAUCCAAAUUGAAUGUGAUAUGGUCCUUCAUUAAAUAGUUAAAUUUAUUUAUUUACCUGAUUAAAAUGAUUCAAACAUCAACCUUGCCAUCCGCUUCUUUCAUCAAUGACAACAACUAUAGCAGCACAUCAUUUCAUUCAAUUUUCCGUUACUCCUCUUUACCAACUGAUGAAAUUAAUGACAACAAUUAUUACGAUAGACGAAAAGAGACACUUGGCCAACGGAUAAUUCGGAAUUUCAUCCUGACAACCGCUUAUCUGUUGGUAAUAUUCACAUUUCCCAUUUCUAUAUGGUUCACAGUUAAGAAGAUAAAACCUUUAGAAAGGUGCAUUAUUUAUCGUCUUGGUAAAAGAUUACCAAUUAAAGGGCCUGGUUUGGUUAUCGUUAUCCCUUUUGUUGAUGUUAUUGAUUUUAUUGAUCUUAAUCCUCAUCGCCUUUGUGUUGUUAGUAAAGAGCAAAUGUUAACCAGUGAUGGAUCAUUGAUUGAAUUCAUUGAUUUUACAGUUGAAAUGACUGUAUUCAAUGCAAUAAGAACCUCUACUCAACUUAAAGAUUCUCGUCAAAAUGUUGAUCAGUUCGUGAAAUUGUCUUUUCUCAAUACAAUGGGAGGAAUCCAUGUUGAAGACUUGGAAAGAAAAAUGGAGUUCAUAAUUAAACAAUAUGCGGAAACAUGCAAUCAAUAUAUUAAUAAAUGGGGUUGGUCUAUGGUAGUUAUUGAAAUACCCAGAAUCAAAGUAUUGUCCCGAGCGGAACCAGUGAAUAAUGUCGUUAAAGCCUUAAAAGGCUAUUUUGGUUUGAAUGACCAACCCAACAGUUCCGCUGCCAAUCUUUUCAACUCUCUUUCAGCUACAACUAUGCCUAAUGCUCAAAGUGAUAAUGAAUUUUCAAGAAGUGAAUCAAAUCGAGGCGAGCAAAUAGUGACCCAAGAAGAUGAAAUAAUAAAUAAAUUACAAAAACUAGCUGAAGAUUAUCGAUACAUAAGUAUGUUGGGGAUUUCUUCCGUGAAUAUUACAUUAGAAAUUGAUGAAAGUCCAGUCCCAAAACAUUAUCAAUUCAAUCCUAAGACAGGUUCUAUACAUCAAAUUGAGUUGCAACCUGGAGACUCAUCUCAAAUUAUCGUCAAAGCAAGUUCAUGGGCAAACUUUCAUGAAGCGAUUGACCAAAAGGAUUUAUCCAAAGUACAAAUCACCAACAAUUUAAUUUAAACUAGUCAAACACGCAUGCUAAUUUAUUACACAAAUGCUCAAAUUAAGAUCAAUUACAUUGUAUCUUUUGCCGAGAAAAAUAUUCAAGAAAAAUCAUGUAUUAUAAUGUUGAAUACUUAAAAUUUUAAUUAUUUCCAAAAAUAAAUUGACUAUGUAAAUUGCACACUUAAAAUAAACUUGACCAAAAC
Messenger RNA from Tetranychus urticae (two-spotted spider mite), 1511 nucleotides. RefSeq lists its product as uncharacterized. Gene Ontology annotation, cellular component: plasma membrane. The record is from RefSeq and is a predicted model, not a curated record. Lineage: Eukaryota; Metazoa; Arthropoda; Arachnida; Trombidiformes; Tetranychidae.